Raphanus sativus (radish) is the source of this 2663-nucleotide messenger RNA. RefSeq lists its product as uncharacterized. The record is from RefSeq and is a predicted model, not a curated record. The coding region runs from base 97 to 2400 and encodes 767 amino acids. The transcript is spliced from 6 exons. NCBI's taxonomy places the organism in Eukaryota, Viridiplantae, Streptophyta, Magnoliopsida, Brassicales, Brassicaceae.
GAUUCCAUAGGCACCAAGUAAAACAUCUUGUUUUCUCUCUCAGCAACUCUCUCACUCACUCACUCAAGAAAACUUGCUCAAAGUCCUCUCGCGAAGAUGGAUUUCCACAGCCUCACGAGAAGAGAUCUUCAAUCUCUCUGCAAGAUGAACAAAAUCCCAGCCAAUAAGACCAAUAUCGCCAUGGCCGACGCUCUCGCUGCUCUUGAGAUCGUUGAAGGUAUUGAAGAAUACAUAAAUCAGUCCGACUCCAAUGUUGUACAGUCUCCAACCAGUGUAGCAAGGCUGCCUCCAAAUACUACAACCCGAAGGAAGACCACAAUAAAGACUGAACGUCAGUCAUCAUCACUGCUGGUGAACCGUUCUUGUCGUCUGGCGAGUAAAAAGUCUCUGGAUGGAGAAAUGGACCAAGACAAUGUUGCUCAAGAAGCUAAGACUAACGAUGUCAAGUUUGAAGCCAAUGUGGUGGCUAAAACUCCUGCAGCACGGAGCACAAGGAAAGCUACAGCAGAAGCUUCUCGUAGGAGCAAAAUUCAGGAGAGUCAGAAGGGUGAAUUGGUUCAGUCGGCUUACAGCACAAGGAGAUCAACCAGGCUGUUGGCAAAAUGUAUGGCUGACCUGAGUUUGAAGACUAAAGAAAACUUGGAUAAAGCUGAGAAGAUUGAAGAAAGUGAACUAAAAGUAUCUGCACAGGAGACAAAUUCAACUGGUUCAGAGGAAAGAAUUGAGAAUACUGAGGUUGUCCCAGGUAAAGAUUUAAGUGCUUCCAUGGAGAAAGAAUGGGAGAUGUUGAAACAUGACAGCGACCAGGUAACUGGAGACCUUGGUGAUAAUGCUGUUUCAGAUGCAAACACUGAGACUAACAAGGACGAGGGGGAUGAAGUUAUGAGUGAUGAAAAAGAAUCCAAGAAUGGUUUAGUCCAAGUAAACAAGCAAGAAGAAAUAUUGCUGGCUGAUAAAGCUAUUUCUGAGGAAGGUUCAGAGAAGAAGGACAAUAAUCAGGAGACUGGAGAUACUGAGAUUUAUGUUGAUCUUGUUGACGAUACUGUCUUAGAACAUGCCAACACUGAGACAAAUAACGACAAUAAAGAGUUGAAGAACGUUCAAGCUUUUGACAUUUUUGUACAAGUCGAGCAUCAAGAGACAGAAGUGGCAGUCGAGGACAAUGUUUUUGAGACUGAGAAAACCAACACUUUCGAUGAAGCAGUGCUGGACCGAACUGAUGGUGUUUCAGAAGCUGAACCGGAGGAAGACAAUUCUGGUGUUGACGCAGACGACACUAUUUCCGAAGCUGAUUCAAACCAAACUGAUAAUCAAGAGACAGAACAUGCAAUGGUGUACCAAACUGAUGGUGAUUCAGAGACUAAGCCGGAAGAAGAUACUGAGAUUUAUGUUGAUCUUGGUGAUAAUUCUGUCCUGGAACAUGCCAACUCUGAGAUAAUCAAUGACAAUAAAGAGUCCAAGAACGCUCAAGCUUUCGACAGUUUAGUAGUACAAGUAGAGCAUCAAGAGACAAAAGAGGCAAUCCAAAAGAAUGACUCUGGGCCUGAGAAAGCAAACACUUUCGAUAAAGAAGCAGUGGUGGACCGAACCGAUGAUGAUUCAGAAACUGAACUGGAUGAAGAUAGUUCUGGUGCUGACUCAGACGGAACUAUCUCUGAAGCUGAUUCAAACCAAGCUGAUAAUCAAAAGACAGAAGAUGCAAUUCAGAAAAAUGAUUCCGAGACUGAGAAAACCAACACAUUCGAUGAAGAAGCAGUGGUGGACCUAACCGAUGGUGAUUUGGAAGAUGAUUCUAGUUUUGACUCAGAAGGUACUAUCUCUGAAGCUGAACAGGAUGAAGAUGAUUAUAGUUUUGACUCAGACGGUACUAUCUCUGAAGCUGAUUCAAACAAAGCCGACAACCAAGAGACAGAACAGACAAAUCAGGAGAAUGAUCCUGCUGAGACUGAGAAAAUCAACACUUUUGAUGAAGACACAAUACUGGUGGACCAUACUGAUGGUGAUUUGGAAGGAGAUCAUUCUGGUGUUGACUUGGAUGUCACUAUCUCUGAAGCUGGUUCAAACCAAGCCAUUAAUGGAUCUGAUAUUGCUGAAGAAAGUUCUGUAACUGCUCCAACUUCUCCCCCUCUUCCUCUUGAAGAGGCUAUAGUAAACAGAGCUCCACUAUCCCCAUUUGUAGCAGAGUCCAUCUCAGCUCAGUUUCCAAGACCAAACAAAUCAGCAUCAAAGAAGAAUUCAGCUAUGAAGGUGGAUAAUGAGGGUACUACGAACAAGGAGAACAACAUGGAAAUGAUGAUAAUGAAUGUUGUUAACAAUAGUGAUAAUGGAGACAGAAAAGGUGAGACAAAGAAGAAGAAGAAGGUGCAGAUUGAUGAAGAUCUAGAACUUGAAAGAUGUUAGCAUGAGGCAGCUCGUGAAGAUGGUGAAUGAACUUUCUAUAAAGAGCAGUAACAACACAGCUGCGUUGCAGAUUCUGCCUAGUGAUAAUCAGAUUGCAGAGUAGUGUUGCGAUUCAAAAACGUGUUUGUUUUCGUUGUUGUCUGAGUCAGAAAAAUUAAAAAUUAUGUCUUUCCUUUCAAAUUAAGAAACAAAAAUUGGGAAAGAUCUCCAACAGCUUUCAGUUCGAGAAUUUGCUUAUUAUUCAGCAAACAUAGACUCAAAGA